CAUUUCCCCCGCUCCGGGUGCCGGUYGCUGACGCGGCGGCGGGAACAUGGAGGCAGCGGUGGCGCUGGGCGGGCCGGGGCUGCCGGCCGCCCUCCUCGUCCUCAUCCUCCUCGUCCUGCUGCUGGCGACCGCGCUGCGCCGCGCCGCUCCGAAGGAGAUGCCCGCCGCCCCSCAGCACGGGCCCAGGGCGAACGGGCACGCCAAGCCGGAGGAGCCGCGGAAGGCGAAGCCGGCGGCGAAGGCUCGCAGGGAGAAGCAGGAGCAGCAGAGCUUCGCACACCGGCUGCUGGUCGCUGCCCUCAAGGGCCACAGCAGCYCCGUCACCUGCCUGGACUUCAGCAGCAACGGCAAGUACCUGGCGUCGUGCUCUGAGGACCGCACGGUSCGGCUGUGGAGCACCCGGGACCUGCCGGGGCGGGAGCACCGCUGCYUGCGCGCCAACGUGGGGCUGGACCACGCCGAGCUCGUCCGCCUCAGCCCUGACUCACGGGCUUUCAUUGUCUGGCUGGCCAGUGCUGAGACUAUUCGUGUCUACAGGAUGACCAAGAAAGAUGAUGGUAGCUUUACCUUCACUGCAGCCUCUGAGGACUUCCCAAAAAAGCAUAAAGCUCCUGUCAUUAACAUAGGGAUUGCAGAGACAGGGAAGUUUAUCAUGACAGCUUCCAGUGACACUACCAUCCUGCUAUGGAGCCCAAAGGGAGAAGUUCUGGCCAGCAUUAACACCAACCAGAUGAACAAUGCCUAUGCCACAGUGUCACCCUGUGGGAGGUUUGUGGCAUCCUGUGGCUUUACYCCCGAUGUGAAGGUGUGGGAGGUGUGUUUUGGCAAGAACGGAAACUUCAAGGAGGUGACCAGGGCUUUUGAGUUGAAAGGCCACACUGCUGGUGUACAAUCCUUUUCCUUCUCCAAUGACUCAAGGAGGAUGGCAACCGUGUCAAAAGACGGCACAUGGAAGUUCUGGGACACAGAUGUGGAGUACAAGAAGCAGCAGGACCCAUACCUGCUUCUGACAGGACAGUGUGCCGUGGUGGAGCCGUGCCGCAUUGCCCUGUCCCCUGAUGGCCGCGCGGUUGCCGUGGCAGGUGGCACAGACAUUGUGAUGUACAACACACGGCGUGGCGAUGAGGAGGAACGUUUUCUCGGCGUGCACAGCCAGCCUGUGGCUGACCUUGCCUUUGACACCACUGGCCGCUACCUCGUGUCCUGUGGGGACCGUGCCAUCCGUGUUUUCCACAACACUGUCGGACACCGUGCAGUGGUGGAGGAGAUGGAGGCCAUGCUGAAAAAAACUCUGAACAAGGCCACACGGGAGAGGCUGGAGCAGCAGAUCGACAGUGCUCGCAAAGCGCUGGCUGCCAUYUAUGGCAAGAAGCACUAAGCUACCCACAGAGCAUGAGGCAGCUGCACUCUGCCUUGGAUAUUUUUUUWAAAAACUCUGAACAGCAGUAAUAAAAGAGUGCCCGGGUC
Malurus melanocephalus (red-backed fairy wren) is the source of this 1467-nucleotide messenger RNA. It is a transcript of the gene TBL2, whose product is annotated as transducin beta like 2. Gene Ontology annotation, molecular function: protein binding. Gene Ontology annotation, cellular component: endoplasmic reticulum. The record is from RefSeq and is a predicted model, not a curated record. Gene Ontology annotation, biological process: endoplasmic reticulum unfolded protein response. Lineage: Eukaryota; Metazoa; Chordata; Aves; Passeriformes; Maluridae. The coding region runs from base 47 to 1378 and encodes 443 amino acids. The transcript has 7 exons.